This is a messenger RNA of Culicoides brevitarsis, 461 nucleotides long. RefSeq names its product U6 snRNA-associated Sm-like protein LSm5. Gene Ontology annotation, cellular component: U6 snRNP; U4/U6 x U5 tri-snRNP complex; Lsm1-7-Pat1 complex. The transcript is spliced from 3 exons. Gene Ontology annotation, biological process: mRNA splicing, via spliceosome. NCBI's taxonomy places the organism in Eukaryota, Metazoa, Arthropoda, Insecta, Diptera, Ceratopogonidae. The record is from RefSeq and is a predicted model, not a curated record. The coding region runs from base 94 to 366 and encodes 90 amino acids. Gene Ontology annotation, molecular function: RNA binding.
UGAUAUAAAAUUUAGUAAACAAAAACGCAAGUCUUCAAGCAAGUUUAAAAACUGCUAAAAACCUCCUUAAAACCACAAAUAACAACUAUUAAAAUGGCAUCAGCUCCUCCAACGGCACAAUCAACACUUUUACCACUUGAGCUCGUGGACAAAUGCAUCGGUUCCCGAAUUCACAUCAUCAUGAAAAACGACAAAGAAAUGGUCGGAACUCUCUUGGGCUUUGAUGAUUUCGUGAACAUGUUACUGGAGGACGUGACGGAAUACGAAAAUACUCCCGAAGGACGACGAAUCACCAAAUUGGAUCAGAUUCUGUUGAACGGAAAUAACAUAACGAUGCUCGUUCCUGGCGGCGACGUUCCCGAAUAAAAACUUUCCAAUGAAUAAAAUUUGUUUUUUUAUGAUAAACAGAAGCAUUUUCUAUAUUUAAGGAAUUUUUUGGUACAACAAAACAAAUAUUUUUA